Molecule: messenger RNA, 1767 nt
Organism: Anopheles gambiae (African malaria mosquito)
Lineage: Eukaryota; Metazoa; Arthropoda; Insecta; Diptera; Culicidae
Exons: 3
Coding region: 1215-1556 (113 amino acids)
Source: RefSeq, a predicted model, not a curated record
CAUAUUAAAGAUCGGCCGUGUGUAGGUGGAAAAAUGUGAAAAAUCCUGCUUACACGAUAUCAGAUCAGGGUAUCGUUUUUUUUUAUAAACGUGUGCUUGUUUUUACGCGUGUGAGCGCUGGAUGAUGCAAGUCUAUUUAUAAGUUCUCCUCCCUGUGCGCUGUUCUUCCGGUGAAUGAAGCAUAGUGGGGAGAAUCGGGUGGUUUGUAUAGUGCCGUCAAAUUGAUUGGUGAAAGUGUUGUUUUGAAUCGUAUCGUUGUCUUCUUUUUUUGUGAAUCAUUUUACGUGUAAGUGUUUUUUUUACACAAAUAGUUGUGUGUUCUUGUUGUUAAAAAUGCAUGUUGGUUUUAGGGAUGUGAUUGAAACCAAUCUCCAACCUCAGCAUAAUCAUUUAAGUAGGCAAUGUAAACAAACACAACAUGCGUACAGUGAUGUCUCAAAAAUGUGCACAUCGGCUUUGGGAAUUAAACCACUUCUAAUUGGGCUUAACAAUCCCGAAAGAUUGUUGUUUUGUUUUAAAAAUGGUUUUGGCAUUUUGUGUGCAAGCGAUGAUGCAUUUCUGCUUUUACUACAUCCAACAAACAGCAUAGAGAAGCAUCCCUGACGCUCUUAUUCAAACUGGUGCAACACUUCUAUCCCACACUGUCGCUGGUUUGACGUUUGCGCCACAACAAAAACAACAACAAACAGCCCUGCUCGCGCUCUCGCUGCUGGCACUCACGGCAGCUCGCGCGCUCUCUGCGCACAUGCGCACACUGCAGAGACCGAGAACGAAAAUACCCGUUUUUCCUCGCAAGGGUGAAAGGAAAGGAUCCGUGUUAUUUUUUUUUGUUCAACACCACCAGCCUUCCUGUACGCACACGCUGUUUUGUCAUUAAACACGUAGUCUGAAGUAGUUUCGCUUCGUUUUGUGUUGUCGUGCUGCCGCCAGACACGCAUUUUGUUUGUCGGCUUUGUUAGUUAAAUCGUUGCCUUCACAGACACACGCAAUCUGUGAGCCGGUAGUGGCUUUCCGAGUUUGGUUCGAGGAACAGUAGAACCUUUCCAAAAACAGCUCUUUUUACGCUAGCAAUGGUUUAGGAAGUGUCGCUGUCAGAAGGGACAUGUUCCACAGCACUGUGCAGUUUGGUUUGCUUUUGUUUAGUGCAAAACUGUGACUCGCGUUAGCGUCGGAAGCCUUCUGCUGGUCCUUCACCAACCGCCACCGACCUCACCAUGUCCACCAACAAAAUACACAAGGUGUUCCUGUACAGCUUGGCCAUCUCGCUGAUAGCCAUCUUCAUAACGCUCGCCAGCAAAGUGUUCCCGAUCGCCAAUCUGCCGCUGAGCACAAAUCUCAUCAUCGUCGGCACCUGUCUCGCCAACUUUGCCUCCGUCAUAGCGCUCAUCAUCGGGAUAGUAACGCGCCGGCCCCGAUUGGUGAAGAUCGUUAAAAUCUUCAGCUACGUACAGCUGGGUGCUAUUUUCGUACUGAUCUGCCUUGCCGCCGCCCUGCUCUACUUCGUCCGGGUGGACGUGGAGCACACCGUCGAGCCGGUCGUGCGACAAAAAUCGUGACACGCCGAGUCCAACGACCCACGGAGAUGAAUUAUGGAGCAGACAAGAUUCGCCGCUCGGCCAAUGGGAGGGAAAAUGGGGACAAACUAUCGAAAUAGGGAGUGCUGUGUGUGUGUGUGUGCGUGCAUGUGUGAUGUUUUGUAACGGAAAGCGAAAAGUGGCAAUAAAUAUAACGCCCGUGUGACACACGCCGGGUGCGCAAUCAAAGCAA